This is a messenger RNA of Solanum lycopersicum (tomato), 756 nucleotides long. RefSeq names its product non-specific lipid transfer protein GPI-anchored 14. Lineage: Eukaryota; Viridiplantae; Streptophyta; Magnoliopsida; Solanales; Solanaceae. The record is from RefSeq and is a predicted model, not a curated record.
UUUUCCACUUAUCACAAAAAACUACCAAAAGGCAGUUCAAGACACUUCAGUUCCCUCUAUAAACAUUUCAAUAUGGUUUCUUGCACCAUGAGAUAUCAGCUGAGAUUGGUGUUGUUGUUGAUAUUAUGUGUAAUUGGAAAUUCAGACACAGAAAAGGACAAAGAAGAGUGUACACAAUCAUUGAUUGGUCUGGCAACAUGUUUGCCUUAUGUUGGAGGUAAUGCACCAGCUCCUACACCAGAUUGCUGUACUGGAUUGAAACAAGUGUUGAAAGAUAGCAAGAAGUGUCUUUGUUUGUUAAUUAAGGACAGAAAUGAUCCUGAUUUGGGACUUCAACUCAAUGUUACACUUGCUUUAACACUCCCCUCUGUUUGUAAAGCCCCUGCUAAUAUUUCUGAAUGCCCUGCACUUCUCCACUUGCCUGCAAAUUCACCAGAUGCUCAAGUAUUCUAUCAAAUUGCUAAUAAUUCAAGCAGCAUUGCUGGUAGUCCACUUGCACAUAGCCCCAUUCCUUCUGUUGGAUCUAGUCCUACAGGUGCCCCUGCUGGUGCUCCUAAAUCUGCCGGUUGUCAUAUUGGAAAGAGAUAUUUUGGAUUAGAAGCAAUUGUUGGUGUAGUCCUUCUUUGGUCUUUAACUUCAAAUUUCUUCAUAGGAUGAGUUUAAUAACCUUAUUUUGUAUCAUAAUAAUCAAAGCUAUCACUUUGUUAAAUGGAUGGUCCUUGUGUGUCCUUCUAAUUUGAUAUUUAUUUACUAAUA